This is a messenger RNA of Colletotrichum higginsianum IMI 349063, 5214 nucleotides long. Its product is annotated as Structural maintenance of chromosomes protein. Gene Ontology annotation, cellular component: cohesin complex; chromosome; nucleus. NCBI's taxonomy places the organism in Eukaryota, Fungi, Ascomycota, Sordariomycetes, Glomerellales, Glomerellaceae. The record is from RefSeq and is a predicted model, not a curated record. Bases 1 to 5214 code for a protein of 1737 amino acids. The transcript is spliced from 12 exons. Gene Ontology annotation, biological process: transcription initiation at RNA polymerase II promoter; sister chromatid cohesion. Gene Ontology annotation, molecular function: ATP binding; protein binding; DNA binding.
AUGGGAAAGCUCAUUCGCCUAGAGCUCUUCAACUUCAAAUCGUAUAAGGGCCACCACACCCUCUUGUUCGGCGAUUCCUACUUCACUUCUAUUAUCGGCCCCAAUGGAUCUGGCAAGUCGAACUCCAUGGACGCGAUUUCCUUCGUACUUGGCAUCAAGUCGUCACACCUCCGAUCAGCCCACUUAAAAGACCUUGUGUACCGCGGUCGCGUACUCAAAACCUCCAAGAUCCAAGAUGACGGUUCUGCCCAACCAAAUGGCCAGUCGAACGGCCAUGGGAACGGUGAAGGAGAUGAAUUGUCGCAAAAGGCUUCGCGGGGCGAUCCCAAGACCGCAUGGGUCAUGGCUGUCUACGAAGACGAUGCGGGCGAUGAGCAAAAGUGGAAGCGCUCUAUCACAAACCAGGGAUCCAGCGAGUAUAGGAUCAAUGAUCGCGUUGUAACCGCUCAGCAGUACAAUGAAGCGCUCGAGUCGGAAAAUAUCCUGAUUAAGGCUAGGAACUUCCUCGUAUUCCAAGGAGACGUCGAAGCCAUUGCUGCACAAUCACCCCAAGACCUCACAAGGUUGAUCGAACAGAUCUCCGGAAGUCUGGACUACAAGGCCGAAUACGAAAGACUACAGACCGAAGCCGAGCAAGCCGCCGAAAAUCAGAGCUUUCAGCUUCACCGGAGACGUGGUAUCAACUCCGAAAUCAAGCAGUAUCAGGAACAGAAGAAAGAAGCCGACAACUUCCAAAGAAAAACGGAGGAGAGGGACGAAGCUAUCGUCAAGAAUGCCCUGUGGAAACUGUACCACUUUCAGCGCGGCAUGGAUGAGUCUACUGAGCAAAUUCAUGACCACCAACAGAACCUGCAGGAGUUUCAGCGCAACGUUGAGUCCUUCAAAAGAAAGCUUGAGGCCGCCCAAAAGGAGCAGCAGGCAGCGGCCAAGGAGGUUCACGGUGUGGAAAAGGCCAUCAAUACCAAGAAGCGGGAAUUCGACGAGCUUGAGCACAAGCUUAUUCCCAUCGACGCCAAGAUCGAAGAAAAGACACGCAAUAUCGAGCAAUGCCGCGCACGAAUGGAGCCUGUCCGCAAAGAGCGUGACAAGCAGGCUGAGGUGAUCAAAGAGGAUGAGGGUCGGCUCAAAACCACUGAGAAAGCCCAGAAGCAUUUUGAGACACAACUAAAGGAACGUAUGAAGAAGCUCGGUAAGGAGCUCAACGAGGAUGACCGCAAGGAGUACAACACUCUUCGCUCCCAGGUUGUACAGAAGUGCGCCGGCAACCAAGCAAGACUCGACAACCUGAUUCGCCAACAGAAGACCGACGAGGUCACUGUGAAUACGCUCAAAGGCAAGGUCGACACCCUCUCGGCCGCUCUGGAGAAGUACGAAGGGGAGCUGGAGACUCUCGGUGAACGGAAGGCGUCAACCGAAGGCAACAUUAAGGCAUUGUCUCAGGAGAUCGACACCAAGAAGAAGCAAUACCACCAAAUCCAGUCGGAGCGUGUCAGGACCAGCCAAAGGCGUACGGAGUUGGAAGAAAAACUUGAGAACGUGGCUAAGCAACUGCGCGAGGCAGACGAUGGCCGUCGACAGAACGACCGAGAAGCUAGGAUGAAGGAGAUGGUCAACAACCUGAAGCGGCUCUACCCGGGUGUCAAGGGCAGAGUCGGCGACCUAUGCAAGCCCAAACAGAAGAAGUAUGACGAAGCUGUCAGCAUCGCUCUGGGCCGAGACUACGAGUCAGUUAUUGUUGAUACGGAAAAGACGGGCCACGAAUGUGUCCAGUACCUUAAGGACCAACGCUUCCCGCCAAUGACCUUCAUUCCUCUGGACAACAUCAAAGUCAAUGCUGUAAACGGGGCUAUCAAAGGCAUCUCGGGAGCCCGGCUCACCAUUGACACUAUCGAUUUCGAUGCUGCGUACGAGCGCGCUAUGGCUUACGCUUGCGGGAGCUCAGUCGUGUGCGACAAUGAGCAGGUUGCAAAACUCAUCUCGUAUGAAAGGCGCAUUCCUGUGAAGACAGUCACUCUGGAUGGGCUAGUCAUCCACAAAACUGGUAUGAUGACUGGCGGCCGUGGUCCAGAGCCCAAGGGCGGAAAGCGGCGUUUCGAGAGCACCGACUUGGAUUCGUUGAAGAAUUUAGCGACCAAGUACAAGGAGGAAAUCGAGAAGCUUCCCAAGUCCGGUCGUCGCAGCACCGCCGAAGAAUCUCUCCAGAUCGAAAUUCACGGGCUUGAGCCUCGCCUGGCGAACGCGAAGGCUGAAUUGGCACACCUGAAUAAGAACUAUGACAGCAAGAAGAGAGAGAGAGAUAAUGAGGAGAGACAACUUGACGAGCUCGUGCCCAAAUACGAAGAAAAGACAGCGGAGCUCGAAGCAACGAAGCGGACUGUCAAGGAGUUCUCUGACGCUAUCGCCAAGGUGGAAGAUGAAGUUUUUUCCGGCUUCUGCGGGAGGCUCGGCUUCAGCGACAUUCGUGCGUACGAGACAGAGCAUAGAGACAUGCAACGAGAGGCCGACGAGGAGCGUGCCAAGUUCGAGGUGCAGAAGUCCCGAUUCCAGAGUCAACUUACCUUGGCACGGGACAUGCACAGCAACCUAGAAAAACGACUCAGGAAGCUGCAGGAAGCUCUCAAAGCUGCCGAACGCGACUUGCAGACCUACCAGCAGGAGAAGUCAGACAUCGAAGAUGCCACGCACGAAGUCUCUGACGAACUGGACGCGCUCAGCGAGACGCUUGAGGAGUACCGCGGCAAAUUGGCGGAGAAAAACCACAAGGUUUCCCAGGCCAAGGCUGAGGUCCACAAACGUAGCAAGGAGAUUGACGCCAGGCAAAAGGAGAUAAAUGCCCUGGAGACUGUGGUGCAGAAGAACAGUGCGGGCAAGUUCGCAUUGCUUAGGCGAUGCAAGCUUGACCAGAUUCAGAUUCCCUUACUCGAGGGCUCGCUUGACAACCUACCGAACGAGGACAACAUGCUGCGGCAAGACGCCGACGCCAUGGAUGUUGACGAGGAAGUGGACGAGGAGGAGAUGAUGACCGCUGCUCUUGAGAACUACGGGAUCGAGGUUGAUUACGAGGGUCUGGAUGAAGAGAUGAAAAACUCCAACGAUGCUAGUGUCGAGGAGAAGUUGCAGGACAAGAUUGCAUCACUGACCUCGGAACUUGAGAAGCUCAACCCCAACAUGAGGGCGAUCGAGAGACUGGAGAGCGUUGAGUCGAGGUUGAAGAACACGGAAAAGGAAUUCGAGGACUCCAGAGCGGCUCUUAAGGCGGCCCGCGAUGCGUUCAACAACGUUAAGGCUCAGCGGUAUGAGCUAUUCAACAAGGCCUUCACGCACAUCCAGGAACAGAUCUCGCACGUUUACAAGGAUCUUACGCGAUCGGAAGCCUAUCCCCUGGGCGGCCAAGCGUAUCUCGACAUCGAGGAGGACACGGACACUCCCUAUCUUUCGGGUAUAAAAUAUCACGCCAUGCCACCCCUGAAGCGAUUCAGGGACAUGGAGCACCUUUCCGGAGGUGAGAAGACGAUGGCUGCGCUGGCUCUACUGUUCGCCAUCCACAGCUACCAGCCUAGCCCGUUCUUUGUGCUGGACGAGGUCGACGCUGCAUUGGACAAUGCCAACGUCGACAAGAUCAAGAAGUACAUUCGUGAGCAUGCUGGCCCUGGUAUGCAGUUCAUCGUCAUCAGUCUCAAAACUGGCUUGUUUCAAGACAGUGAGAGUUUGGUCGGGGUGUACCGCGACCAAGAAGUCAAUAGUUCCAGAGCACUCACCCUCGAUCUCCGGAAGACCCUUGCGCCUUCCCCCAUCGGCGCCAUCGCACUGGGUCCCAUCAGCCUCAGACCAGGCGCCGCAAUGGUUGAACCCAGGUGGCAUGCACAACCCCAACAAUCGCCCUCCACAUUGACUUCGUCCUCACCUCACGUCAACUCAUCUUACCCAACGUCGUACAUCAAGACUCUACGCAUAUUUAACAGCUUUGACGAGGGAGACGGCGCAAUGGCGCAGCCGUUGGAUCUCGCAAAAACUCUAGUCAAGUCUGUCAUGCGCGCCUUCUACGAAACGCGCCACAUUCUAAUCAUCGACGCUUUGAUCAUUCACUCUGCGCUUCGUGACGAUGACUUGGCUUACCUGAUGGCGACGAAUACAAAGGAUCUCCAUAAAGCAUGCGGAAAGCUCAGGGAAGACCGCUUUCUCGCAGUAUACACAAGAUUGGAAUAUCGCGAAGACCCCAAGAAUCCCGAAGCGAAACCUCGUCCCGUCAACCGAACAUACUACUACAUCGACUACCGCCAGACCAUCGAUGCCAUCAAGUGGCGUGUGUACACCGUCGACAAGCAGAUACAGGGCACCACAGUGCCAGCGAGCGAGCGCAAAGAAUACUUCUGUGGGCGCUGCAAAUCGGAAUGGACGCAGAUGGAGGUGCUCGAUAAUGUUGGCCCCGAGGGCUUCGUUUGUCACCGGUGCGGCGCUCCGCUCACCCACGAUCUUGAGCGCAACUCGACCGGCCACGAGCAAUCAACACGACUUAACAACCAAUUCAAGUUCAUCACCGAACUUCUGCCACGGAUCGACGAGAUGGUUGUACCUGACAAUACGUUCGAUGUUGCAAUCAGCAAAGCCCUGCCCGUCGUCCGCGAUGCGAGCUACCAAUCCGUUACAACCAUACCCGUUUCAUCCUUGCAACCCACAUCAGUCAAGGGCCUCGAUAACGUCGGACCAAAGUCAAUGUCUGUCAGCAUCUCCACAUCAGACGGACCAUCAGAGGCAGAAAAGGCAGCGGAGAAGGCGCGCAAAGAGAAGGUUGCACAGCAGAAUGCGCUUCCGUCGUGGAUGUCGAACAGUACCGUCACUGGCGAGUCUUUCUCGGCCCAGGCAGGUCCGACGGCUGCCACCAAGACAGAAGAAACGGAUGACAAGGACGCCGUGAUCAAAUCAGCAGACAACCCAGAACACGCAGAGCUGGACGACUACUUCGCUCGCCUCAAGGCUGAGCAGGAGGCCGAAGCGGCAAGGGCGAUGGAGGAAGAAGAGGACGACGAUGAAGAUGAUGAAGAGGAGGAUGCUUUUGAGGAUGUGACGCCAAGUAUCGCGACCCCAGCUCCGCUUAUCAAGACGGAGCCAUCACCUGACUCAGAAGAAAGAGUAGUCAAGAAGGUUAAGGUAGAAGCACCCGCGGAUGGAGAUGAUGGCGAGAGUGACGAAGACAUGGAAUUCGAGGACGUCUAG